Messenger RNA from Aspergillus fijiensis CBS 313.89, 321 nucleotides. NCBI's taxonomy places the organism in Eukaryota, Fungi, Ascomycota, Eurotiomycetes, Eurotiales, Aspergillaceae. The record is from RefSeq and is a predicted model, not a curated record.
GCACAUACGACCACAGGGUGUGGAAAACAGGGCUUCCCGUCCGCUCAGCCGUACUUAAGCCACACGCCGGGAGCGAAUCCCUUCUGUUGUAUGUUUUUGGGUCGGUUUCGACUCGAUCUUCACUCUCUUGGUCGCACGGAGAUCCCAAGAAAUGUAUUUUCUUUUUUACAGUCCGUUCGAGUAACCAUAUCGAUUGUACUGCACUCUGCCUCCCAUAUGAUGAUUCUCUAUGUAGGAACGACACUUAAUCGCGCAAUGUAUGCACUGUUAUUUUAUCCUCCGUGGAGUGCAUCUACGAUCCUGUUAGUGGUCAAGAUGUGA